GUCUAAAUCCGCCGCUGUAUUUAAAAUAAAUCUUUUCUCCUUUUUUAUCUGGCUUAUUUUUGUAAUUUUUCUAAAGAAUAUUGUGGAUUUUAAGUUAGUAAUAAGCUGUCAUUAACAAAACAGUUAUAAAUUGUCUAUAAAUGUAAUUAUUAUUUUAAUUAUAGUGUAGAAUUUUAAAAUAUUUUCUAUUCAAUCAAAUAAUGGCAGUUGCAGCACCCACAAAAGUUGUUAGGACAAAUAUGCACUCACUUGUAGCAGGUGUGGAGAAGUUAUCCUUUCAAAAUAAACCACGUGGAAAAGAUGAUUUAAACAAAGAUUUCAGUAAAUUGCUGGACCAUUCCAAAAAGAAAUUGUCAUCCCUUGAUUCCCAAAGAGUUGUCAGUGUUGUUGAUGAUCUCAUACGUCGUUGUGAACUAGUUACGCUGUUACCUUAUUUGGUAGAAAAUCUUGAUCGUUUUUCGGUUAUGCUAGGUUCAGAUUUGUGUAGUGUUUUAAAAGAAUAUGAUUACAUUCAACUGCUACACACAAAAGCAAUGGCAAGUCAAAGAAAGUCCAAACGACCUCAAUCAACAAACUCUAAUGUGGAGUCAGAAGAACAUGACAAGAUAGAUGAUAACAAUGACUAUAGUUCUGCUGAUGAACAGGUUGAAUACCUUGCAUCGAAACUUUCUAGUGUUGUUAACAUUACUAUACGCUUGUUUAGAAAUAAUCCAGCAGCAUAUAAUGCUAUAAAAGAUGAACGUAAUGAGAGAUCACAUGAAUCAAACACUUUUAUUGACCAUCUCGUGUUGUUACGAGAGCAAAUUUUUGCCAGAUUGGUAACUGCACCAGGUGAGGAACGAGAAAAACAGCGAACGACUGUUCAAAUGAUGAUAAAAGAAAAAAAAUCUCAAGCUUUAAUUAAAAAGUUGGAAGAUGAAUUGAAUAUAACAACACAAGAAAAAGAAAAUAUGGUGCAUCAGAAAAAUGAAGAAAUACGAAAGUUAAAGUUAGCCAUUCAAACUUUAGAACAGGAAUCUGAUAUAGUCAACCGAAAACUUAUUUCUGAUGCUGACAAGAUUCAAACGUCUGAAAUAAAAAAUUCAGAUGGAAAAAAAGCAAAACUUCAGCAGGAGGUUAUUCGUUUAAAACAAAAACUGAAUUCAGAUACUGCAACGCAUCGGAAUAACGAGUUAGCUCUUAGAAAGCGGAAGUACAAGAUUGAAACGGAAGUCGAGAACUGGAUACAGAAAUAUGACGGCGAUAUGACAGAACGACAGGAUGAGCUGGAAGAGUUAAGUUUUAUAUACACCGAAGAGAAGAAACAACUUCACGAUUUAGAAGAACGUUUCAAAGUACUCGAAGAAGAAUACGAUCAGAUCAUGGAAGAAAGGCGUAUCGCACAAGAGAAGCGUGAAGAAGCGGAGCGUGAAUUGCGGAAUAUGGUGAAAGCAGCGACGUUGUUACAAGCUUUCUGGAGGGCUUACAAGUGUAGAAAGGCGUUGAAAGCAAAACAGAAGAAAAGCAAGAAAGGGAAAAAUGCAAAAAAUGCGAAAAAGAAAAAGAAAUAACGUGAUAUGAAAUGUUUUUAGUAUAAAACCGAUUUGAAAGGCAAGCAACAAUAUCAGAAUGCAUCAGUACACACUAUAUCCAAGAAAAAAGUGUUUCUGGUCUGAUCAAUGUUUAGUUUUCUGUUAACUCGACAAAAGUUUUUUCGGCUAAGAUCAAUCGAUAACCCUCCUCUGUUGGGUAAGGUUCAAAAAUUCAUGGAAGGUCUUUUUAAGCACUCUAUUAGUAAAAAUAUUUUUUUCUCUCUCGUACAGAUAGAAAUAGGUUUUAAAACUACUGCGUGAUUUUAAAUAAUAUAUGCGAUAGUUAUGUAAAUAUGUUUCUAAAUUAUUGUAAAAACAUUAAAUUUAUUAUGAAAACAAUUUCACGAUCAAA
Hydractinia symbiolongicarpus is the source of this 1923-nucleotide messenger RNA. Its product is annotated as dynein regulatory complex protein 10-like. Gene Ontology annotation, molecular function: protein binding. The record is from RefSeq and is a predicted model, not a curated record. NCBI's taxonomy places the organism in Eukaryota, Metazoa, Cnidaria, Hydrozoa, Anthoathecata, Hydractiniidae. The transcript is spliced from 4 exons. The coding region runs from base 201 to 1550 and encodes 449 amino acids.